This is a messenger RNA of Bipolaris victoriae FI3, 300 nucleotides long. RefSeq lists its product as hypothetical. Lineage: Eukaryota; Fungi; Ascomycota; Dothideomycetes; Pleosporales; Pleosporaceae. The record is from RefSeq and is a predicted model, not a curated record. The transcript has a single exon. Bases 1 to 300 code for a protein of 99 amino acids.
AUGCAGCGGGCCUACGGCGGGCGGCGGCGCGACAACUCUGGGGUCUUAUCAGAACAGUGCGAACCCCAAUUUAGUUUAGUGCAUAUUCUGAUAAGCUCCCCUCGUGGAUGCCCAAGUCAAGAGAAACCUGGCUUCUCACUCUACGGCUCAUAUCGACAUGGCUCUAUCGAAAAUCAUACAAAUUCCCGCCCAUGUUUCCUGGUGCCGAGAUUUCCUAUCUUGAUAGACAUGGGUUGUCAAGAUGGACCCUCCAAUGUGGAUGUCCGCGGAAGCGGUCUUGAUACGGGCGCCAUGCUCUAG